This is a messenger RNA of Salpingoeca rosetta, 4830 nucleotides long. RefSeq lists its product as uncharacterized. Lineage: Eukaryota; Choanoflagellata; Craspedida; Salpingoecidae. The coding region runs from base 139 to 4551 and encodes 1470 amino acids. The transcript has 9 exons. The record is from RefSeq and is a predicted model, not a curated record.
CGACAACCUACCGAAAUCAUUGCGAACAUUUUCCACGCCCUUUGUUGUGUUGCGCUGCUGCAAAAGCAAAGCGAGAACUGCGGCGCCAGGAGAGUUGCACCACAAGGUUCCACAGCAAGCCAGUGCUUUCUUUGGGGCAUGAGAGGCUCAGGCACGCCUGGCCGGGCAUGCGCGUGUCGCACUGCUGAGAGCCCAGGCAGCACCGCUUCUCACAACCGCAAACAACAACAAAGGCGGCCGGACAGGCCGAGAAUACCACAACCACUGGCCUCACCGACCUCAUGGCGCGUUGCUGUCGUGGUCAUGACGCUGUGUGCUGCGGCGUGUGUGCCAAGAACCGCGGCACAAGCCCCAUGCUCUUUUGCUUCCUCCAGCGAGACACCGCUCACCAUCUUGCUGCGCCACAACAAUGCACCCGUUGGUGCUUCCGGCCAGCUGUACCUGCCGGAGAGCCCCGUCACGUUCUCGUUCUCUGCUCCGACCUCAAACCCGGGCAUCGCCAUCUCCGCGGACGCAGUGGACACAGACGACUUCCUGAUCCUCAACACAACCAACUUGAACGAACCUAUUGACAACAAUGCGUUUGAGCGGUGCGCGUUUAACUCCGUCACAUACAUUGUCAUCAAUGGCACCACCGCCGCCCUGCGUACGCCGCCAGCAGCGGCUGCAAAUGCCACCAUCAAGUACCUGGCCUUUUCAGACGGCGCCGUCUCGCUUGAGCGCACUGUCACCUACAGCUGCGGGUGCCCCACUGCACAGUGUGCGCCGUGCACAGCGUGCACCAUUUCGUGCCCCGUGGAGCAUGUGCUGGUGAACCAGACCUGCCACAACGCCAUCAUUCCCGACAGCGCGUGUGAGCCGACGCCGGAGCGCGCGGCCAUGCUUGAUCUUCGGGCGCUCUCCCCUGUGCUCACAGCUGCAUGGGAUGACGUUGACCACCAGUGCAACUGGGACGGCAUCACGUGCGAUACAACGCAGUCUGUGACCGGCAUCUCGCUGACGUCGUUUGCGGGCACCAUUUCUCUCAGCAUGCUGCCCUCCUCGCUCGCCAACCUGCAGAACUUGGCGACGCUAGAGGCCCCGUCUGCAAACCUGACGGCUGUGUCGCCUGUGCUGGCGCAGCUGCCCGCGCUGCGGGUGCUCAACCUCGCCAGCAACCCGCUUGGCCCCGGCCCGCUGCCGGCCUUUGUGUGGUCACUGCCACUGCGGCAGCUGGGCGUCCCCUCCACGGGUCUGCGAGGCAACCUGUCUGCGACCGGCCAGCAGGUGCGCCUGCGCGCGACGCUGGACAAGAUCGACGUGAGCGGCAACUUCCUCACAGGCCCGCCACCGGUAGCAGCCAACGCCUCGCACACGGUGCAACUCACGCUGCAGCAGAGCGGGCCGUAUCUGUUUGACUGUAACGGCGCCAACGCCACGCUUGAUGUGGGCGCAUCCGCAGAUCUCACGGACAUCACCAGCACCACCUGCACGCUGUGCGGUGCACCCUAUGCGCUGGCCAACCUCUCGCCCUCUGUGUUCCCUGCACCAGCAACUGCCGACAACGAAGGCGUGCUCUUCACUUGCGCACCGGGCUUUCUCACAUCCACUACCGCAACCGCCUUCAACCUCACCUGCCAACUUGACGGGUCCGGUCUGCCCGGGUAUUACGAGUGCAGCGCACCCACACCGGGCGAGUGCAGAUGCAUCGAGGUGGUGGAUGUUGUGCUAUUUCGCGACAUCACUUUUACCUUUUCAUCCUCGCACCCGCCCCUCUCCUCCUUCAACACCACCCUCUUUGUCACCACCCUCGCCGCUGCCAUCGGUGCCUCCCCUGCCAGCAUCGUGCUGCGCAUCCCACCAGCGAGCACAUCCGACCAGACCAUCGCCGCCCGCGUCGCAGUCACAACGCAGACGGUGUCGGGCUUCACCACUGACCCGCUUGCCGCUGUCGACGCUGCAUUGCAGGACGCAACUGCUCUCCAAACCGCCUUCAGUGCACACGCCUACUUCUCCGCCCUCUCUGGCGUGACUGUGGAGGUCGUGGUGACGACGAGCACCACCACGCUUGCGCCCGCCUCAACCACAACAGCACCAACGACUGCGGCACCAAACUCCGACUCGUCCUCCCUGCCCAUCCCCAUCAUUGCCGGUGUCGCCGGCGGUGUUGCCUUCCUUGCGCUGCUCUUCCUCGUCAUCUGCCUCAUUUCCCGCCGCCGCCGCGCCAAGACCAACCCCGACAUUGUGACGAUGGUCGACACGGGCGUGCUCCCGGGCGGCAGCAGCACAGGCAGCUCCACGCCGAUUCAGGGCCGUGGCGACAGGCAGGUCAUGAAUCCGCUCUUUGACGACAGCACGGCUGCAGAGGGGAUUGACGGCUCGUCGACAGAUGGCGGCGGCGGAGGGGUUGCGCUCAACCAGAAGCGCCGCAUGGUGCUGGGCAACACGAUGGGCGCCUCAUCCGAUACGGGCGCGCAGGUGCUGCAGUUUGACGACCUCGGCGACGCGGACGUGGCGACGGAGACGGAUGACGCAGCAGCAAAGAACGCGCAGCAGCGGGCGAGCCUGGUGAUGGAGAAGGUGGCUGGGUUUGGGUUUGACAUGGGGGAGACGUCAGACGGAGAGACAUUUAACCUUGAUGAUGGCGGGUUUGGUGACGAUGAGGACGUGGAUGUGGACGCUUUUGACCUGGACGCAAUUGCCGACGCAGAGACGCAGGCAGCAGCAUCGGCAACCAAGACGCCCCCGCGAAAGAGGAGGAGCAGUGUUGGCCGUGGUGGUGGUGGUGCCAGCGGCGACGAGGACAUGGAGGACCUCACUGGGUUUGGUGACAAGAGCCUGGUGCACAGCAACCCGUUUAUCACGGGCCUGUUCCCGCAGCAGCCGACCGAUGUCGACGAUGACGAUGAACGGCUGGGCGCGGGCGAGAACGAAGCGACCCACGGCUUUGCAGACCAAAGUGGUGCGGAGGUGCCGCCACUGCCGGCGAAGCACGAGCCGCACUCCGCUGCGUCUGUGGAGACCACAUCGACCGUCGCCACGACAGCUACGACAGCCACGCCACUCCAGCCACCGCCACAGCUGCCAAAGGAGGAGGAGGAGGAGGAGGAAGCCGGACCACCGCCUCCGCCCCCCGCCAAAUCACACACGCCGCAAGACACGGUUGCGCCGCAGCCCGCCGCGACAACAACAACAGCAGCAGCACCGCCACCUGCACUGCCUGCCAAGUCCACCCCUGCACCUGCUGCCAAGGCGAAGGACUCGCCAUACUCGAGCCUGCCGCCACGCAGCAAGACGGCGUCAACAAGCGCCAUGGACGGGCGGGCCAGCGCCGCGAGUGUGAGCUCCGUUGGCUCGCCAAAGCCAGGCCUCUCACGCAACACGUCCGCAUCAAGUCGGCUGUCGAUCAAGCGCAGCGAGGAGGACCGUCGCGCCGCCCGCGAGGCGCGCAUCAACGCCCUCAAGGCCGCAAAGGAGGAGGCAAAGCGCUCGCAGAUGCGGCACCCGUCGCAGUGGUCGUUCAACGAGUGCGUGGCCUGGCUCCGACACCACGAUUUCAAGGAGUUUGUGGACGUGUUUUACAACAACGGGUUUGAGGGCAAACACCUAGUGGCGCUGCAGGCGCGAUCGUUUACGGGCGUGCGCUCUGUGUCGCAGGACCGCGUGCUUGCUCUCAUUGACGCCAUUGCCCGACUCAAGGAGGUUGGGUACUGGGUGCCGCCGGACAUUGAUGACGACGAUGUGGACACAUUGGCGCCGCUCGAGGAAGAAGAAGCGCCGAGCGGCCCGCCGCUGCCCACAACACCUGCACCGCCAUCCACCUUGCCCCCAUCGCUUGCGACACCGGCAGCACCAUCCUCAUCGACAGCAGCACCGCCGCCGCCAUCAAGCCUGCCACCCUCACUGGCACAGAUGACGCCACCAGCACCGCCCCCCACCACCACGCUGCCACCACGCUCGGGCCCCUUGCCACCGGUGCCUGCACCAGGUCCGUCAGCACCAGACAACGGUGUCGUCGGCAGCAGCGGCAGUGCUAUUGGUGGUGGUGGUGUCGUGGGCGGCGCAGUUGACACCUCAGAUGCAAUGGAGACGGCACGAAUUGACUACAUUCUCUCGCAACACCUGACGCGCGAUGAUGCGAAGGCGCUGCUCAAGUUUGGACACGGUGACGAGGGCGAGUACCUGUUCCGUGCGAGCCAGUCGUCUCCCGGCGCCGUCGUGCUGUCCAUGUGUCAUGCAAACACGCUACACAACUUUCAGAUCAAGCGGCAAGGCCCGCUCUAUGUCACACCGAACGGCCUCACCUUCAGCAGCCUUCCCGAGCUCGUUGGCCACUUUAAGCAGCACGACAACGCAGGCUUGCCCUGCCGCCUGUCGCACGCGUGUACACACUACGACCACCUCAUCCCCAAGCCAGCCAACGACUCGUUUGGCUUUGGAGACGACGUCACGUAUGACGAUCUGGACAGCGUACAGAAGCAAGUGCCCGCUGAGGAUGAGUAUGAGGUGUUGGAAGCGACACAGACGCAGAGGGCGCAGUUUGCCGCCAUGCGCGCCUCCGUGCAGCCGUGAUGUGGUUGAUGAGUGCUCUCAGUUGUUAGUAGGUUGCUUUUUGUUUCCCUUGCGUGCAGGGGCACGAGCACAAGCAUCUAUAUGCGUGAACGUGUCUUCCCCAUGCACUCUCUUUGCUUCGCUUCUUUGUUUGCUUCCCCGUCGUUUAUACUUUGCUUCUGCAAUUGUCGUCCUUGUCGUUAACUUUGCCUCUGUAUGUGUGUGAGUGUGUGUAUGUGUGAGUGUGUGUGUGUGUAUCGACCAAAUCGAACCUGUGUGAACAUGAAUGGCGGCACGAAG